AUGUCAAGCUCGACUUCCUCUACCAGCCCCACCCCAUCUCAGCCGCUGGUACCACCGUUUUUCACCGGAAAAUCGAGAAAUCCGAUCCGUUUUGACCCACUUUUCUCAACGCUCGUGCGGGGGAUUCCGGGAACCAAAUCUUUCGAAUUUGGUUUCGGCCUCCGAUUCCGGCCACUUCCGUCGAUUCUUUGGGGUUUGUCCAAGAACAAAGUGACUCCAAAAUAA
Messenger RNA from Prunus armeniaca (apricot), 225 nucleotides. Lineage: Eukaryota; Viridiplantae; Streptophyta; Magnoliopsida; Rosales; Rosaceae. The record is from the annotation of a GenBank genome assembly.